AUGGAGAUCAAUUGCAAUAAAAAGACAGACGGCUGCCAGAGACAAUUUAAUCAAACUGCGUACAGAACAGCUAAAACCACCAUCGCAUGUGAUUACACAGGAAACAAAUACAAGUUCUUCUGCAAACAGAAAGGUUCAAUCUGUGAGGAUAUUUUAUCAACAAAAUCCUCUCUGAAGUCAAACGGGACAUUCACUCUCACAGAAACCAACAGUAACUUCAGCGUGUCCAUCAGUAACGUGUCCUCACAUGAUGCUGGUGUCUACUGGUGUGGAGUGGAAACACAUGAAGGAAGUUACAGAGCUGCUCUCAGAAAGAUACAGCUGAAGGUUAACUCUUCUAUUACUAACUUCACCACGUUUCCAGCUGUUGGACAGAAUCUUACAUACUGGUGUCGAUAUCCAAAUUAUACUCUGAUAAACAAAUUCAUCUGUAAGGGAGAAGAUCCAUCUAUAUGUGAGCCUUUAUUAAGCACACAGCACAACAAGACCAUUGGGAGGUUUUCUAUGAAGGAGGACAAAAACAAGAGAAAGAUCACCAUAACAGUGAGAAAUGUAACAACAGACGACACUGGGACAUACUGGUGUGGAGCAGAAACCACUGACAAAACACGCAGCAACAAAUUCUUCCACAAACUGGUGAUGACUGUCGUAUCACCAGCAGUAUCAACAGCAAUGUCACCGACAUUAUCCACAUCUCUGGUUUCUUCAACCCAGUCAACUACUGAGUCUGCAGAGAAUCGUGGUGACCGUCAGGUCGUCAUUAUUGUGAUCGUCUGUGUAGCUGUGCUGCUGCUGUUUGUGCUGAUUUUGAUCUACAAACGAUUUUCACCUUUAAAGAACACAAGAAAUGGAGCAGCAGCACAGCACAAAAAGGAUCAUGUCUAUGAGGAGAUACAGCAGACGCCAAACUCAGGAAAUAAGAUGAACACGAUUUAUGCCACUGCCACUUUCCCACAAACCCCUCUGCCUCGCGCAUUACUCCAGCAUCAACUUCCAAACAGCUCUGACAGAGUUGGUGGUGAGACAGUGAUCCUCAAACCCAGCUCUGCUGCCUACGAAUAUUCUACUGUGAACGCUGCCAUCCUCAAGCUCACUGUGUGA
Micropterus salmoides (largemouth bass) is the source of this 1101-nucleotide messenger RNA. RefSeq names its product CMRF35-like molecule 8. The record is from RefSeq and is a predicted model, not a curated record. NCBI's taxonomy places the organism in Eukaryota, Metazoa, Chordata, Actinopteri, Centrarchiformes, Centrarchidae. Bases 1 to 1101 code for a protein of 366 amino acids. Gene Ontology annotation, cellular component: plasma membrane. Gene Ontology annotation, molecular function: transmembrane signaling receptor activity. The transcript has 8 exons.